Solea solea (common sole) is the source of this 3029-nucleotide messenger RNA. RefSeq names its product mitogen-activated protein kinase kinase kinase 14a (gene map3k14a). NCBI's taxonomy places the organism in Eukaryota, Metazoa, Chordata, Actinopteri, Pleuronectiformes, Soleidae. Gene Ontology annotation, molecular function: protein kinase activity; ATP binding. The record is from RefSeq and is a predicted model, not a curated record. Bases 75 to 2723 code for a protein of 882 amino acids. Gene Ontology annotation, biological process: positive regulation of canonical NF-kappaB signal transduction; protein phosphorylation. The transcript has 16 exons.
GCCAAACUGUUAGUGAGAAUCAGACCAUGAAGGACGAAGGCAGACAAACAGAGCACCUAGUUUUACACAUGUAGAUGACACGUUAUUCACAGCAAGGGAGGGGAUCGCAGAUCAAACUGGCAUCCGGUGAUCCAACAGAUGAAAUGGCGAUGAGGCACAGGAUCUUCAACUCGACAGCACCGUUCUCUGGCUCGCCCCAGGCUGAGCUGAAGAGGCCGUACCCGUCAUGCACGGCCACUGACCAGGAGACGGAGGAGGAGGAGGAGGAGGAAGACGAGGGGAAGGGCAUCAAAAUGGGCUAUGCACAUUAUAGCCCUUUACUCAAUAAACUCCUGACACAGGGAACUGCAGAGCAAAUUGGGGAAAUGCCACUGAAGACCUCAACCUUCAUUGCCCAGGCUGAAUGUGAAACCCAGGACUCCCAGGAAUUUAGUCCAUCUUGUUUUGAACGCUCCUUUGUUCCCUCGCCUAACUGCUUCACCAGCAGUCUUCCCUCAGAGCACAACAAUGUGGCGUGCCCAACGACAGCCUCCGUCCAGGAGCCGGGCGCCGCAUCAGCGCAGUUCAAACCCAGGAAAAAGAACAGGAAAAGACAGAAACGCAAAGGGAAGAAAAAGCCAGAGAAGAAGGAGAAGCAGCCACACAGACAUCGAAUGCCCUCUGGAGUCCCUGAACAGGAGAGUGGAAGUUCUCUGGUCCAGAUCCUGGAGGAGUCAUCAUCACUGGAAGGUGACAGCAACCUCAGUGCCUCUUGCUCCAGCAGUGUUGAAAACUCAGAGGAGCAGGACAGAGGGCCUCCUCUCUACAGCCGACAGGUUUACAACACAGGCUCCAGCUGCUCUCCUCUGAACUGGAGGGACCAGGUGUGUGGCCCCCUCUCUGGUCUCGGUUCCUUCGGGCAGGACAGCGACUCUGACUCCCUCAGCAGUUUGGGGGACUGCUCACUGGCCCUCGCUGGCCUCAGGGGCAGUGUGAGUCAGGGGGACCCAUGCUACGCGUGGCCCUUUUUCAAAACGGUGGAGAGGGAUGCGAGAGAAGAUGAGUACGAGCUUUCAGCAGCUGAUUCUGUCAGCAACGAGGGGCUAAUCUUUUACAACGAAAAAAUCCAGCCUGUGGACUCAGAGUACAGAGAAGGGAGGGAGUUUGUGCUUUCACAUUUUAUCAAGGAAGGAUCAUGUGGUGAAGUGCUCAGUGCUCAAGACGUCAAAACAGGCUUCAGAUUUGCUGUUAAAAAGAUCGACUGGAAGAGGUUCAACAGUGAGGAGGUGGGUGCGUGGAGUGCCCUCAGAUCUCCUCAUGUGGUGGAGCUCUUCGGAGUGGUCAGAGAGGGGCCAAAUGUUUUCCUCUUCAUGGACCAUAAAUCUGGUUCUGUGGGUCAGCUGAUCGUGGAGCGAGGCCGGCUGCCAGAGGAUUUAAGUCUCCACUAUCACUCGCAAGUCUUAACAGCGCUGGAGUACUUGGUGAAGAAAAAAGUCGUGCACUUAGAUAUUAAAGCUGACAACGUGUUGCUGUCGGAGGACGGUAGACACACCUUCCUGUGCGACUUUGGACACGCAGAGCGACUGGACAAUCAGAGACAGAGCCUCAGCGUGUCCAACGAUCUAAAGGGCACGGAGACCCACAUGUCCCCUGAGAUCGUGAAAGGGGAACCCCGCGGAGCCAAAGCAGAUGUGUGGAGCAGCUGCUGCAUGUUACUGCACAUGCUCAACGGGUGUCAACCUUGGACAAGAUACUACACCUGUAGACUUUACCUGAAGAUCGCUAACGAGCCCCCGCCUCUGAGAGAGACCCCCCCUGACUGUAGCCCGAGCACAGCGGAAGCCCUGAAGGCAGGACUGCAGAAGGACCCAACCAAGAGAGCGUCAGCGUCAGCCCUCAGAAAAAUAACUGACAGAGCUCUGAGAGAAGUUGGAGGCCUCACCAGUCCGGUAAAGGGACCGUACACGGAGCCGCUGUACGUCACCAGCAACCCCUCCGACUCCCUGCAACUCAUCAAUAGCAGCGUCGACUGUGAUGACGACAAGGAGGAACAUCAAAAGAACACAAUCACAGCGGGGAGGAAGACAAAGGAGCUAGAUUAUGCAGAAGAAGAGGACGAGUCAAAGCCAAACUCGCUGUUCUGUCCACAGACACUGAUCUACGAGCCAAACCACAAGCGGAGCAACAAAAUAACCACCGUGUCGGAACUCGAGCUGCGUAAACUGGAGCGAGAUUUCUACCUGAGCAGUCUGUCCCAGCCUCAGUCUGCGGAGAUGCAGGUGCAGCUCUUGUCUUGUCUCAGCAGUGAAGCGUAUUCAAACUGGGAGCCGUGGGACAAAAAGGACUCUGGCCGCUGGUCCCUGAGCCCAGGAGACGACUUCAGCUCUGGCGUCUUCUCUUACAACAGCCAGCCAGAUGUGCAGGUCUUCAGUAUGGAUUUGCUGGGUCACACACAGCUACCACCACCCUGCUGUUUUGAAGGGGUGGAUGUCUGCAUCAGAGACUUCAGCAGAAGAAGCAUCCGGAUCAGAGAGACACGCCGAGUGAAAGUGGGCCACAUCGCCACUGGAAUUAGCGAUCAGAUCUCAGAGAGAGUGUUCACUCUGGAGACGGAAGAGGGACAGCAGAUUGCUCAUGACGAGGAGGUGCAGGAAUCUGGUCUGGAACUCUGCUGUGUUCCUGCGCCUGACUUCAGCCCCGUCUGGAGGUGGCGGAUCAGAGACGGAGUGCUGGAGACAAGAUAGAGCCUACAUCUCUCUCUACCCUUCCAUUGGCAGCAGCUGUUACUUUCACUGUUGAUAAUAUCACCUUGUGCUGAAUUUUUACAUGUGCCUUUUGUUUGUCUUGUGUUGUGAGGACCAAUGCGUUUGUGCGAGGUGAAAAAGACCUGAACUGCAGGUUUAGUAGAAAUGACCUCAUAUGAUAAUGACCAUGUUGUUAUGUAGCCUUUGUUUGUUUUUUUACUUACAGUAUCUACGACUGAAAUUGCUGAGCAUUCUGUGGUGUCUUUGUUGCAUAUAAUGCAAGUCAAUAAACUCUACAGACCUAUA